Messenger RNA from Plasmodium inui San Antonio 1, 246 nucleotides. RefSeq lists its product as hypothetical. NCBI's taxonomy places the organism in Eukaryota, Apicomplexa, Aconoidasida, Haemosporida, Plasmodiidae. Bases 1 to 246 code for a protein of 81 amino acids. The record is from RefSeq and is a predicted model, not a curated record. The transcript has 3 exons.
AUGGUGGAACUGAUGAAUCCGAGUAUAUUCCUCAGCCCCUUUGAUGUGAGAGAUUUCAAGAGAAUCAAUUUCGAUGUGCUCAGACUGAGUCAAGAAGGAGAUGAAAGAAGGCACAAGAUAGAAUAUCAUAAUUCCGGCGGAGAUGAGUCUUCCGACAAACGGAGUAGGAAGAACAGCACGCUUGAAAAGUCUGAGCGUCGAAGUAGAGGUUGUCCUCAAGGCCCGGAGCACCUCAACAACGACUAG